This is a messenger RNA of Epinephelus fuscoguttatus (brown-marbled grouper), 4113 nucleotides long. RefSeq names its product natriuretic peptide receptor 1a (gene npr1a). Gene Ontology annotation, molecular function: guanylate cyclase activity; ATP binding; protein kinase activity. Bases 329 to 3517 code for a protein of 1062 amino acids. Gene Ontology annotation, biological process: receptor guanylyl cyclase signaling pathway; protein phosphorylation; intracellular signal transduction. The record is from RefSeq and is a predicted model, not a curated record. The transcript is spliced from 22 exons. Lineage: Eukaryota; Metazoa; Chordata; Actinopteri; Perciformes; Serranidae. Gene Ontology annotation, cellular component: membrane.
UGGCAGCUAUCGGUGUGUGUGGACGGAGCGGAGCUGCAGAGCUGGAGCGGUGAACAGGAGGAGACACACAGAGGGACAGACCCAGGGACACACAGAGGGACAGACCCAGGGACACACAGAGGGACAGACCCAGGGACACACAGAGGGACAGACAGGGACAGACAGCAGCGUUGUGGCGGUGAAACGUGAACACAUCCCGGUGUGUUCGGUCUUUGUCCGGUCGGCUGCUGUGGAAAUAUUUUCUUCUUCUUCAUCUUCUUCAUCUUCAUGGAACGGCCGGAAGCAGCUGAGUGAAGAUCUGAACAGCUCGUCUGACAGGCUCAUCAUCAUGUUGUCUGGGUGGCCCUGCCCCUUGACCCUCUUCCUCUUCCUCCUCGUCCAAUCGGCUGCGUCCUCUCUGUCCGCUGACAACACCACGGACGACCUUCAGGAGGUGACCCUAGCGGCCAUCUUGCCUCUGACUAACACAGAUUACGCAUGGGCGUGGCCUCGCGUGGCGCCAGCGCUCCUCCAGGCGGUGCAGUGUGUUAACUCAGACCCCCGCCUGCUGCCAGGCCUGAAGCUGCAGCUGGUUCAUGGCAACUCAGAGAACCGCGAGGGUUUCUGCUCAGACUACAUUGCGCCACUGGUCGCCGUCGACCUCAAGCUAUUCAACGACCCCUGGGCCUUCAUCGGCCCUGGCUGUGACUACUCGUCGUCUCCCGUCGCACGCUUCACCACCCAUUGGGAUGUUCCCAUGGUGACGGCCGGCGCUCGCGCUAUUGGUUUCAAGUCCUACACAGCGGUCACCAACACUGGCCCCACCCACCAGAAGCUGGGAGAGUUUGGUGCAAAGAUCCAGGACACAUUUGGCUGGCGGCGGCAUACCAUGCUCAUCUUCAGCGACAAGAAGGACGCCAACGACGACCGGCCGUGCUACUUCGCUGUGGAGGGGCUUUUCACGGUGCUUGAGAAACACAACGUCACCAUCCACGACCACAUCAUCGAACCUGACAAUGUCAACUACAAGUUAGUAGUCCAGGAGAUCCGCGACAAUGGCCGAGUGGUGUACCUGUGCUGCUCCUGGGACAUCCUCAGGACUCUGAUGGUUCAGUUCUGGAAGGAGGGCGUGGAGCUGGAGGACUAUGUCUUCUUCUUCAUUGAUCUCUUUGCUGAGGGUCUGGGGGGGCCGGGCCCCAUCAGGCCUUGGUUCAGAGGAGACCAGGACGACUUCGCCGCCCGCCACGCCUUUAGGAGUGUGAAGGUGCUGACCUACCUGGAGCCUCAGAAUCCAGAGUAUCUUCAGUUCGUCGAAACUUUGAAGGACGACGCCAAGAAGAUGUUCAACUUCACCAUCCAGGACUCUCUGUAUAACCUGAUUGCUGCAGGUUUCUAUGACGGCGUCAUGAUGUACUCUCAGGCUCUGAAUGAGACGCUGAGCGAGCAGAGAGGAGGACGAGAAGGAGGAGUGUGGCGUCCCAGAGGAGACGUGGUGACCCGCAGGAUGUGGAACAGAACUUUCUCAGGAGUGAUGGGCACCGUGCAGAUGGACGAGUUCGGGGACAGACAGAUGGACUUUGCCGUGUGGGACACCAUCGACGUAGAGUCUGGAGAGUUCCAGGUAGUGUGUGUUUACAACAGCAGUAUGAAGCAGCUGAUCAUGCAGAGUGGGCGAAGCUUUUAUUGGCCAGGUGGUGCUCCGCCCACAGAUGUUCCAGAAUGCGGCUUCAAGAACGAUGGACCAGCCUGCCUCACGCGUACAGUUACGAUGCAACAGAUGGUUGCCAUAGUGAUCUGCUUUGUCUUUGUCAUCAUUGUUACAGUGACUGUCUUCAUUUACAGGAAGUUGAAGCUGGAGAGUGAGCUGGCGGCUCAGCUGUGGAGGGUUUCCUGGGACGAUGUCCAGAUGUGCAACCUGGAGAAAGUUCUAAGGAGAACCUGCAGUAGACUCACCAUGUCUAUGAAAGGAUCUAACUACGGUUCUCUGAUGACGAUGGAGGGAAACCUCCAGAUCUACACCAAGACUGGAUACUAUAAGGGGAACCUGGCCGCCAUUAAAUACAUCAACAAGAAACGAAUAGAGCUGACAAGGAAGCUUCUGUUCGAACUGAAACAUAUGCGAGAUGUUCAGAACGAGCACCUGACCCACUUCAUUGGCGCCAGCAUUGACCCGCCGAACAUGUGCGUUAUCACUGAGUACUGUCCCAGAGGCAGCCUGCAGGACCUGAUGGAGAGUGACAACAUCACUCUGGACUGGAUGUUCAGAUACUCUCUGAUCACCGACAUCGUCAAGGGCAUGUUGUUCCUCCACAACAGUGUCAUCGUCUCCCACGGCAACCUGAAGUCCUCCAACUGUGUGGUGGACAGUCGCUUCGUCCUGAAGAUCACCGAUUAUGGUCUGGAGAGUCUGCGCACCGCCAGCUGCCCCGAGGACACGCAUGCCUACUACGCACGUAAGCUGUGGACGGCUCCAGAGCUGCUGAGGACAGAGUGUCCUUCCCCCUGUGGGACACAGAAAGGAGACAUCUACAGCUUCAGUAUCAUCCUACAGGAAGUGGCACUGCUGCGCGGCGUCUUCUACCUGGACUCACACACCCUGACACCAAAAGAGAUCGUCCAGGCAGUGCGUCAUGGCGGUGCGUCCCCCCUUCGUCCGUCCCUCUGCUUCCACAGUCACAGCGAGGAGCUGGGCGUCCUGAUGCAGCGCUGCUGGAGCGAAGAGCCGGGGGACAGACCGGACUUCAACACCAUCAAGAUCCUGCUGAGGAAACAGCACCGAGGUUAUGGCUCCAACAUCUUGGACAACCUUCUGUCCCGUAUGGAACAAUACGCCAACAACCUGGAGGAGCUGGUUGAGGAACGAACACAUGCGUAUCAUGAAGAGAAACGCAAAGCUGAGAACCUGCUGUACCAGAUACUGCCACAUUCUGUAGCGGAGCAGCUGAAGCGAGGUGAGACGGUUCAGGCUGAGGCGUUUGACUCCGUCACCAUUUACUUCAGUGACAUCAUUGGCUUCACCGCCCUGUCCGCUGAGAGCACGCCACUGCAGGUCGUGACCUUGUUGAACGACCUCUACACCUGCUUCGAUGCCAUCAUCGACAACUUUGAUGUUUACAAGGUGGAGACCAUCGGUGACGCCUACAUGGUGGUGUCUGGUCUGCCGGUGAGGAACGGGAAGCUCCAUGGGCGGGAGGUGGCCCGGAUGUCUCUCGCUCUGCUGGACGCCGUAAAGAGCUUCAGGAUUCGACACCGAGCCAAUCAGCAGCUGCGGCUGCGCAUCGGCAUACACAGUGGUCCGGUGUGUGCAGGUGUGGUCGGUCUGAAGAUGCCCAGGUACUGUCUGUUUGGAGACACCGUCAACACAGCGUCACGCAUGGAGUCCAACGGAGAGGCUCUGAGGAUCCACGUGUCGGAGGCAACCUGUCAGGUCCUUCAGGAGUUCAGCUGCUUCCAGCUGCAGCUCAGAGGAGAGAUCGAGAUGAAGGGGAAGGGACGCAUGAGGACGUACUGGCUGCUGGGAGAGGACACCACUGCCUGACGGAGGAGGGGACGGAGGAGAGAGGAGAGAGGAGAGGACGGAGGAGAGAGGACAGAGAAGAGGAAAGAGGAGAGGACAGAGGAGAGGACAGGUGAGAGAGGACGGAGGAGAAAGGAUGGAGGAGAGAACAGAGGAGAGGACGGAGGAGGGGACAGCAGAGAGGACAGAGGAGAGAGGACAAAGGAGAGGACAGAAGAGAGAGGACAGAGGAGAGGACGGAUGAGAGGACAGCGGAGAGGACAGAGAAGAGAGGACAAAGGAGAGGACGGACGAGAGAGGACAGAGGAGAGGACGGAUGAGAGGACAGCGGAGAGGACAGAGGAGAGGACGGAUGAGAGGACAGCGGAGAGAGGACAGAGGAGGGGACGGAGGAAUAAAGAAUUAAAAACUAAAGUUAAAGGUCUUCCUGCUCCUCUUUCAGGUCAAAGGUCAGACAGACACAACCAACCAGCUGAAAUUUCACCCCUCUUCCUCCUCUCUGAUUGGACGCUGACCUCUGACAUCAUUUAAAGGGACAGUUCAGGUUUUCAGAAUUUUUUUGAGCAGAAACUCAGACACACGAAUGUUCGACUGUAAAAAUAAAUCAUUUCAAAUCA